UGGCAACGCUGGUCUCAAGUGUCAUCUGCGGUAUCGUCGUCGUCGCCAUCGUAGUUGGAAGGUAAACAAAAAACGCAUGUUUGGUUAACAAAUACCCAGCUCAACACACCGGAAAAUUCCGAUGGAUCUUUUCACCAUCGAUACUGUUGGUGCAAGUGGGAGUGCGACCGAACGUCCUAAAAGGCAGUUAUUACCUUCUUAUGGAAAGGUUUCCAAAUUAGUCCAAGUUCCUUCGUCUUCUAAAACGCCUGUAAAGCAGAGUGUUUUGGAAGAAUCAAAUGACAGUGAUGAAGACUAUGGAGGACUUCCUCCGCCAAGCAAAAACAUUUCCCAAAUUCUUCAACAUGAUAAACCAGUCACCAAUAAGCGUAUCAAAUCGAAGAAAAUCUUCGAAGACUUUGGCUCAACGGAACUAGAACAGGAUAAGUUUUCCGGGCUGAAAAAAUUGGCAGAAACCGACGUGAAUGAACAGUUGAAAUCAGCCGUUAUAACAGCAGCAACAGAGAAGCAGGAAAGUCUGGCGCUACUUUCGAUGAGUGAUCGGCAGAUUAAAGAAUUAAACAGAAAAGAGCGUGCCAAAACGAAAGGAGAUAAAUGGUUUAAUUUACCUGCCCAGGAAAUGACCGAAGAAGUAAAGAACCAACUGGAACUCAUUCGAAUGCGUUCGGUUCUGGACCCGAAACAUUUCUACAAACGUAGUGAAAUGAAAACAUUGCCCAAAUAUUUCCAGAUUGGAAAAGUCAUGGAAUCCCCACUGGAUUAUUACAACGAACGAGGCACAAAAAAGAGCAAAGCUAAGACUCUCGUCGACGAACUGCUAGAGGAUGCUCAGUUCCAGAAGUACAACAAGAAAAAGUAUGCCGAAGCUCUGGAAAAGCGAAAAAAGAAAGCAUACCACAAAGUGGCCAUGAAAAUGAAAAAGCUGAAGAAAAAGAAAAAAUAACUUACACACUAA
This is a messenger RNA of Wyeomyia smithii (pitcher-plant mosquito), 955 nucleotides long. RefSeq names its product deoxynucleotidyltransferase terminal-interacting protein 2. Gene Ontology annotation, cellular component: nucleolus. Gene Ontology annotation, molecular function: RNA binding. The record is from RefSeq and is a predicted model, not a curated record. The transcript is spliced from 4 exons. Bases 122 to 943 code for a protein of 273 amino acids. Gene Ontology annotation, biological process: RNA processing. NCBI's taxonomy places the organism in Eukaryota, Metazoa, Arthropoda, Insecta, Diptera, Culicidae.